AUGUUGACUAUGGAGAGGCAUCUCGAACGGCUCUUCAUGGACCUUAUCGAGCCCAAGCCAAUGUCCGGCAACUUCAAAUGGCACUUUGAUUUCGGCCUGAAGAGGUGGGACAGCUCUUUCCGGCAAAUCAAUGCAUCAUCAUGGCUCAUCUUUAACAAGGCAAUUCUGACCCAGCUGCCCCUGGAGGAGACCAAGGAGGAGCCCAACGACUACGUCGACCGCAAAGAGGGCUUCAUCUACCGCAUCCGUGAGCUCGGAGACGAUGAGGCUCGGCCGAAUACAACGACUUCGAUACCUGAUCAAGGUCCCGUGCGACCCCGCCGUGCCGUCUAUCCCGGGCUGUACUUCGAGUACCUCAUCGGCAGUGCAGGAUCCCUCAAGUUUAUGCCGGCCAAGGCAGAUGCCGAGCAUGUCAACCACCAUGCUCGGGAGCACGAGAACAUUGAGUACGCUGCACAGCAGGGACCCAAGCAUUUCCGUAUCCCCCGAGUCAUUUACCACGCCGAGUUUGAGUACAAAUACGCCAUCCUGACUGAGAGAGUAGGCACCUCGGUCUUCGACGAGCCCAUGCCGGCCAAGUUCCUCAAGAGGCUCUUGGGCCAGAUCGCCAAGGCCGUGGGCGAGAUGGCAAAGUGGGAGGCCCCUUUAGUUCAGGGCGUCAAGGGAAAGGAUAUCCAGUGGUGGAUGUUCGAGCAUGUCAUCAGCACCAUCUAUUCCAAUGGUCACCGGGCCUCUGAUCGCGUCCAGGAGUAUCUUGCUGGCAAGGGAUUCAACAUGUCGCCCUGCGGUUUCCUCAACGGCCAUAUUGGGCUGGGCGACGUUGGCCUGGACCAAGACUUCAACCUGGUUGGUUUCAACACCUGGAUGGACUGUGCCUUCGUCCCCAAGGGAUACAUCGCGUCAUAUGUCCUGGACCGCAUCGAUUAUGUCUCCCGACCCGGCGAUCCUCAAUGGGAACUGCCCACACUUCUCGAAGCAAGCCAGCGUCAGGGCUACGCAAGCCUGUUCUUAAACCUAGUCAGCCAAGGUCUCCCCAAUGAGAUCGAGUGCUUUGACAAGGUUCUAAAUGAUGAACAUGCCAUCAGGGCAAGGCACUUGGAGCGUCGGCAGCGCAAGCUCCCCUGGACGAAGGGCUUCAUGUUCCCAGAAAACGAUCCGGACUUUCGCCCCGAGACCUUCCCCAAUUAG
This is a messenger RNA of Fusarium vanettenii 77-13-4, 1188 nucleotides long. RefSeq lists its product as uncharacterized. NCBI's taxonomy places the organism in Eukaryota, Fungi, Ascomycota, Sordariomycetes, Hypocreales, Nectriaceae. Bases 1 to 1188 code for a protein of 395 amino acids. The record is from RefSeq and is a predicted model, not a curated record. The transcript has a single exon.